Patella vulgata (common limpet) is the source of this 2295-nucleotide messenger RNA. RefSeq names its product bifunctional coenzyme A synthase. The record is from RefSeq and is a predicted model, not a curated record. Gene Ontology annotation, biological process: coenzyme A biosynthetic process. NCBI's taxonomy places the organism in Eukaryota, Metazoa, Mollusca, Gastropoda, Patellidae. The transcript has 10 exons. Gene Ontology annotation, molecular function: dephospho-CoA kinase activity; ATP binding. Bases 363 to 1979 code for a protein of 538 amino acids.
GUAUGUUAUACUUAUAACGUCGAGCUAAAUUAAACCCGGAAAUAGUUCUGAUUAGUGGAGGUACAUUUGUUUGCAGCUAUUGACCAAUCAGCACGAUCAGAUAUAAUCAGUAAAAAUUCCCCAAUUUGUGGAGAAUUGGAAAGACUAUAUCUGCUGAACAAUUUGCGUGAUAAGCUACAAUCCGUAGUUAUUUUCUUAUCCGUCAGAUAUUACGUUAUUCUUGAAUAUCCAGACGUUAUGUCUCGGUUGUCACAAAUGAAUAGUCAAAAUUUUCAUAUUGUUGAGGUUUGUAGAGAAAUACGAAAAGCUGUUUGACAAGAAAGAUAAUAUUCGUAUUCUGUAUUUGGCAGUCAGAUUUUAUCAUGCAUAGAGCUGGUUUAUUGAUCCUGACUCAACCAUUGGCUAAAUCCCGACAACAGAUUCCCAUCAUUUUAGACGAAAUAUCACAGCUGAUAAAGGAGACACUUUACGUCCACAUACAGCCAAAUACCAAUAAAAUAAACCCUGUUGAUUGGACGAUAGCUAAGGUACCGUGUACGCAGGAAAUUCAGAAUUACAUCCGCGAGUUCUAUUCAAGUAGUGCUUCACGUUGUAUGACUUUAGAUGUAAGAAUAUUACUCAGUCAUAUUACGAACGCAGAAAUCAGCGUUAAAACUUUAAUGCACAAAAUAAACAAAGGCUAUGAUACAGUGCUGUUUGAUAACUAUGGUCAAAAUUCCAAAAACUUGUCACAAGAAAUCUUAGGAAAGAUUAAAGAAAUUUAUCCCGUAGAAACCAAAGACAUUCCUGUUCUUCAGUUAAAAAAUCUGGAAUCAGUUACUCUUAACGAAAGUCUGUCAGAAAAAGAUAGUUUGGUGAAGACAUACGAUUUUGUGGCUUUAGGCGGAACAUUUGAUCGUCUGCACUCGGGACAUAAAGCUUUAUUAAAUGAAGGAUGUUUGCUGUGUAAUAAAAAGUUGACUGUUGGCGUAACUGAGAAUGAAAUGAAUCAGAAGAAAGUUUUAAGGGAGUUGAUUGAACCUAUAGAAGAUAGAAAGACGGCAGUUAAACACUUUAUUAACGAUAUACGACCUCAGAUCGAGGCCAAUGUAGUAGGAAUAACCGACCUGUAUGGACCAACAAUAACUGAUCCAUCUCUACAACUUAUUGUAUUGAGCGAGGAAACGGUGAAAGGUGGAAUGCUGAUUAACGAGGAACGAAAGAAAAAGUCGUUUACCCAACUAGAAGAAGUAGUCAUUAACUUAUUAGAAGAUCCGUGUCAUGCAGCCAGUGAAGAAGUGAAAGUCAGUUCGUCAUCUUUACGUAGACGAUUAUUAGGAACUGUCUACAACACUAUACAGGCACCUGGACCAGAAGUACCUGCUAGUCCCUAUCUGAUUGGUCUAACAGGUGGUAUAUGUAGCGGUAAAUCUACUAUCUGUAAAAAACUACAAUCAUUAGGGGCUGGUAUUGUUGACUGUGAUAAACUGGGCCAUGCAGCUUAUCAGAAGGAUACCCCUGCAUUUAAAUCAAUUAUAGAAGCAUUUGGUGAUGGAGUUUUAUCAGAAACAGGAGAGAUUGAUAGAAGAAAAUUAGGUCCUAUAGUAUUCUCUGAUCCAAGUCAACUGAAGAAAUUAAAUGGUAUUGUAUGGCCAGAGAUAGGCAGACUUGCAAGAGAACAAAUACAGCAGUAUGAAAAAGAGGGUAAGAAUAUAGUGGUAUUAGAUGCUGCCCUGUUGUUAGAAGCUGAAUGGAAUAAAAUGGUGCAUGAAGUUUGGACAGCUGUUGUUCCUCAAUCAGAAGCUGUGUUAAGAAUCAUGGAAAGAAACGGUUUAUCAGAGGAAGAAGCCUUAAAACGAGUUAAAUCCCAGAUGUCAAAUGAUGAUCGUGUUGCCAAGUCUAAUGUUAUAUUCUGUUCUUUAUGGGAAUAUGAAUACACACAGGGGCAGGUAGAGAGAGCGUGGAAACUUUUACAAGAGAGAAUAAACACCAGAAAAUAAUAUCAAAAUUUAAUAUCUUUUAACAUUUUGUACAAAUAAACUAUAUUACAGUUCUUAACAAAUACAAAAUAUCUGAUCUCUAUCCUGUUGUAACCGUUGUUACAGUAAAACAAUAGUCUAUAUACCUCUUGAGGAAAUGAAGAACCUUGUCUCAGUUGUUGGUUUUGUUUCAUGUGCCACUAUCAAACAGAUAUUGACAUAGGUGAAUGAAUGAGGUAAAUAUUGGGUGAAUGAAGAGAAAACUUGCAUGGAUAUUUAUGAAAUAGACAUGAAAUUAUAAUUAACAUUACUGAAUAAUAAAAUGUUUAUGAUAUGA